AUGACCGGCCAGAGCCUGUGGGACGCGUCGGAGACCAACGUCGAGGAUGUAGAGAUCCGCAUCAAUGUGGGCGGCUUCAAAAGGAGGCUGCGCUCGCACACGCUGCUGCGCUUCCCUGAGACGCGCCUGGGCCGCCUGCUGCUCUGCCACUCGCGCGAGGCCAUUCUGGAGCUCUGCGAUGACUACGACGAUGUCCAGCGUGAGUUCUACUUCGACCGCAACCCCGAGCUUUUCCCUUACGUGCUGCAUUUCUACCACACGGGCAAGCUUCAUGUCAUGGCCGAGCUGUGCGUCUUCUCCUUCAGCCAGGAGAUUGAGUACUGGGGCAUCAACGAGUUCUUUAUCGACUCCUGCUGCAGCUACAGCUACCACGGCCGCAAAGUGGAGCCCGAGCAGGAGAAGUGGGAUGAGCAGAGCGACCAGGAGAGCACCACAUCCUCUUUUGAUGAAAUCCUGGCUUUCUACAAUGACGCCUCCAAGUUUGAUGGGCAGCCCCUGGGCAACUUUCGCAGGCAGCUGUGGCUGGCAUUGGACAACCCCGGCUAUUCGGUCCUGAGCAGGGUCUUCAGCGUCCUGUCCAUCCUGGUUGUGUUGGGGUCCAUCAUCACCAUGUGCCUCAAUAGCCUGCCGGACUUGCAGAUCCCUGACAGCCAGGGCAACCCUGGUGAGGACCCCAGGUUUGAAAUCGUGGAGCACUUUGGCAUUGCAUGGUUUACAUUUGAGCUGGUGGCCAGGUUUGCUGUGGCCCCUGACUUCCUCAAGUUCUUUAAGAAUGCUCUAAACCUUAUUGACCUCAUGUCCAUUGUCCCCUUUUACAUCACUCUGGUGGUGAACCUGGUGGUGGAGAGCACACCUACCUUGGCCAACUUGGGCAGGGUGGCCCAGGUCCUGAGGCUGAUGCGAAUUUUCCGUAUCUUGAAGCUGGCCAGACAUUCCACUGGCCUCCGUUCUCUGGGGGCCACCUUGAAGUACAGUUACAAAGAAGUAGGGCUGCUCUUGCUUUACCUCUCCGUGGGGAUUUCCAUCUUCUCUGUGGUGGCCUACACCAUUGAAAAAGAGGAGAAUGAGGACCUGGCCACCAUUCCCGCCUGUUGGUGGUGGGCCACCGUCAGUAUGACCACUGUGGGAUAUGGAGAUGUGGUCCCAGGGACCACAGCAGGGAAGCUGACCGCCUCUGCCUGCAUCUUGGCAGGUAUCCUAGUGGUAGUGCUGCCCAUCACCUUGAUCUUCAAUAAGUUCUCCCACUUUUACAGGCGCCAGAAGCAACUUGAGAGUGCCAUGCGUAGCUGUGACUUUGGGGAUGGAAUGAAGGAGGUCCCGUCAAUCAAUUUAAGGGACUACUAUGCCCAUAAAGUAAAAUCCCUCAUGGCAAGCCUGACGAACAUGAGCAGGAGCUCACCAAGUGAACUAAGUUUGAGUGAUUCCUUACAUUAGCUGGGAGGACUUGAUAUCAUCAACCCCACAUUGCUGAGCUGCCUCUUGUGCCUCCGGCACAGUCCAGGCACCUUACAGUUGUGACGUAAGGAGUAUGCCCAAGCCCAAAGGGGAGAGAUGCAUGGGAUAUGCACCC
Molecule: messenger RNA, 1570 nt
Organism: Loxodonta africana (African savanna elephant)
Lineage: Eukaryota; Metazoa; Chordata; Mammalia; Proboscidea; Elephantidae
Gene: KCNS2
Product: potassium voltage-gated channel modifier subfamily S member 2
Exons: 1
Coding region: 1-1434 (477 amino acids)
Biological process (GO): regulation of delayed rectifier potassium channel activity; protein homooligomerization; potassium ion transmembrane transport
Cellular component (GO): voltage-gated potassium channel complex; membrane
Molecular function (GO): voltage-gated potassium channel activity; protein binding
Source: RefSeq, a predicted model, not a curated record